Molecule: messenger RNA, 1717 nt
Organism: Hibiscus syriacus
Lineage: Eukaryota; Viridiplantae; Streptophyta; Magnoliopsida; Malvales; Malvaceae
Product: pectinesterase-like
Exons: 3
Coding region: 1-1620 (539 amino acids)
Biological process (GO): cell wall modification
Molecular function (GO): pectinesterase inhibitor activity; pectinesterase activity
Source: RefSeq, a predicted model, not a curated record
AUGGUGAAUAACGUGCUUUUUAUCAUUGUCCUUUUGGUGGCGGUGGUGGCGUCGGCGCUUACCGUGUAUUUUGCUAUUGGUCUCCAAGAAGCAAAAAAGCUUAAGGAUGAGACUGAGGAGAGGGAAGAGAAGAUGACGAAUUCUAAGAAGGCCAUACGGUCCAUUUGCAAGCCGACGAAAUUUAAAGAAGCGUGUGAAGAGAGCAUGGUGAACUCGAACACGACGGAUCCCAAGGCGCUGAUAAUGGCGGAGUUCAAGGCAACAGUGGCGGAGAUUAAGAACGUGAUGGUGAAUUCGAAGACGGUGCAAGAUUUGCAGAAGGAUGAAAAGACGAAGGCAGCUUUUGAUCGGCGAUGUUCUCUUGACCCUCCAGGUGUGGCUGAGCGGCGCCCUUACCAGCCAAGAGACGUGUGUAGACUCGUACGCCGAGAUGGACAGUCACGCGGCGAAGAAGAUGCAGGAGAUCAUAGCCAAGUCACAGGAGUUAACCAAGAACGGCCUCAACAUUUGAACGGGUUACCGUCGAUAUUGAAAGAAUUCAACAUCGACGACAUUGAUAUCUCCUCCGCCUUUAAUCGUAAGCUUUUGUCGGGCGAUUUCCCUGAAUGGAUGAGCUACGGUGACCGGAAACUCUUGCAGGCAACACCUGCUGAGAUUACCCCUAACGUCGUCGUCGCUAAAGACGGAACUGGAAAAUUUGAUACCAUCGCCAAGGCUCUUGCUGAAGUCCCAAAGAAGAAUACUGAACGAUUUGUUAUCCAUAUUAAGGCCGGAGUUUACGAGGAGAGGAUCGACAUCCCCAAGACUGUUGGCCACGUCAUGUUCAUCGGAGACGGUCCGACCAAGACUGUCAUCACCGGUAGUGUCAGCGUCGAAAAGACACUGCCGAAACCUUCGACAUUCCGCACUGCAACGGUUGCUGUGGCUGGCUUGAACUUCAUAGCCAAGGACAUCGCUUUCGAGAACUCCAUCGGACCGGUGGGUCAUCAAGCGGUCGCCUUCAGGGGCUCCGGUGAUAUGGCCGCCUUCUAUAACUGCCAUUUCAACGGGUACCAAGACACCCUUUACGCCCACGAGGACCGGCAAUUCUACCGCGACUGUGUCAUCACCGGAACCAUAGACUUUAUCUUUGGCGACGCUAGGGCCGUGUUCCAAAACUGUCAACUUAUCGUCAGGAAGCCGCUGGACAACCAAAACUGCGUCAUCGUUGCAGAGGGGAAGGAAAGCUUAGAGUCAAAAGGCGGCUUCGUGUUCCAAAAUUGCACCUUCUCCGGCGAUAAGGACUACCUCCCAGUGAAGGACAAGAACAAGUCGUACCUCAACAGACCAUGGAGGCAUCUUGCGACUGUUAUCAUAAUGCAAUCACAGAUCGACGACAUCAUCCAACCGGAGGGGUACAUCCCGAUGAAUGGCAAUGACGGCCUGGCUACCUCGUACUACGUCGAGUUCGGCAACAGGGGACCUGGCGCUAAAACCGACGGCAGGGUCAAAUGGGAGGGUAUCAAGACACUCGAUGCGACUGAGAUAAAGAAAUUCGCCCCCGGCGUAUACCUCGAUUCCGAUGACUGGAUUCCGGAAACUGGAGUUCCCAUCAUUACCGACAUGAUCCCUGGGCUCUAAACUGGCAACAAACCUAAGGCCAUUGUUUUAUCAUUUAUUAUUAUCGUCAUUGAUGUACCUAUUAAUAUUUAUAAUAUAACAACAUUGUCGACAUUCA